UGACAAACAACACAUAAGACCCUUUUUUUUUUUGCUUCAUAAGCAAAGAGGAUAUCACAUGGGCAGUGCGCUGGCAUGGCCCUGUAAUCCCUAAUCUGCCUCAACCCAUACUAGGAUAUUAAGAAUCCUCAUAUUUCUUAGUUGUUAGAAUUAAAUGCAGCACCACUCCCCCACCUUUCCCACGUUUUAGCCCAUUUUUUUCUCAGAGGAUUUUCAUCAAACACCUUCACAAAGCCCCAUCUCCACCUAAAUUUUAUUGUGUUUUUAGCUCACAGCACAUGGUGCCUUAUCUCACAUAUGGAUGCCCCAGUUAGGCCAUGUUCAGAUAUUGAUAAUAUAACAGAUGAAAAGGCCAGAACACAAGAUCUCGGUAGCUUUGUGGCUAUGGCGGUGAUGGGAGAUGACCCUUUUGGCUCUUUUUCUAUCAGGGAUGAGAAGGUGGAGGCUGUGGAUCUUUUGGAAGUGUGCUGGUUCUUUGAGAACUUGCUUGAGAGGAGAAAAAUGAUGUCUAGAUGUUACUCAGAUCCUUGCACUUCUUCCAACUUUUGUCAAGAGAUGAUGGUAAGGAACUCAUAUGCCAAUGAUCGCAGCCCUCCAGAGAAACUCCCCGAAGGAGAUGAUUGUGUUGGUCAUACUUCACCUUCACUGCCUUGUUUAGGGAGGAGAGAGGCAACCCAAGAGGAAGGACCCGGUUCAGGACCGAGCAAGUCGACUCAGAAUCAUUUGCUCGGGUCGCCGUCACUGCCGCCUAGUGUAGAGAGAAGGGAAGGAGAAAUACAAGUGAAGGAUGUUGAUUUGGUGCAGCCUAAUUUGCUUAGGGCACCAUCACUGGCACCUUGUGUAGGGAGGAAGGAAGGAGCAGUCCAAGAAGGGGAAAUCGGAUUGGAAACAGGCAAAUUGACUCAAAAAUCGUCGCAGCGAGGUUUGCUUAGAGCCCCAUCAAUGCCACCUUGUGUGGGGAGGGAAGGACUGAUUCAAUACAAAGAAAGGGAUCCUAGAAGCAGCAAAUUGACUAGGACAACAUCCCUUAGCCCUCCUGAUAUCUUGCCUCGACAGCACACUUCUAAGGGUUUGGCCCAAAACUAUGGCACACCAAGGCAUCGACUGCUCAGAAAACAAGAAGAGGGGACUAUGUCCAUGAACGUAGCCAAGGAGAUGAGGCGUCGAUACCUCAAUCAAACCAAUGUGAUAAGGAAGAGUCUAAGCGAUCUUGAGUAUGAAGAAGUACAAGGAUUCAAGGACUUGGGGUUCACAUUUGAGAAAGAAGAUUUAAGCCCAAGUGUGGUGAACAUACUGCCUGGUCUACAAGUCAAGGACAGAGGAGGCCCAGUGGAGGAAGACAGUGUGAGGAGGCCUUACCUUUCUGAGGCAUGGAUUGAGCAGUGCUCAGCUCCUCCAAUCCCAAAUUGGGUUGGCAAAAGUUCAGCACAAGACAUGAAGGCACAAAUCAAGUUUUGGGCAAGAGCUGUGGCCUCCAAUGUGCACCAAGAGUGCUGACCAACCAUGAAAUUCUCUAAGUGCUUGGGAAAUACCUUAGUCCGUUACUAUAAUCUGUCUAUUAAUCAAGCUUUAGCAUUAGAAUAAGGUUAUGAAUGGCACCCAAAUUACCAUUCAAGGAUUAAUCACACCCAAGUCUGUGACUAUAAUCUGUCUAUUGAUCAAGUUUUAGCCUUAGGCCCUUGUCUAUUAAUCAACCUAUUCUUUCUCUCUUCUGGGAUUAAUCACAUUUUUUGCUCAAAUUCUGAACCUAUGUAUAUGGUCCUUUUUUUUUUGAAUGAGAAUAUCUUUGUGGGGUUCCAGAUA
This is a messenger RNA of Vitis vinifera (wine grape), 1803 nucleotides long. RefSeq lists its product as uncharacterized. The coding region runs from base 298 to 1497 and encodes 399 amino acids. The record is from RefSeq and is a predicted model, not a curated record. NCBI's taxonomy places the organism in Eukaryota, Viridiplantae, Streptophyta, Magnoliopsida, Vitales, Vitaceae. The transcript has 2 exons.